GAACGGAAGAGUUUGUCAAUGCUGCUGUGAACGGUAGAGAAUUGGUCCGACUGCAAGGGUCCAAGCGUGGAGAAGUGAGACGUCUGCGUUUGGUAUAAAGGUGAGUGCGUCAUCCAUCAGUGUUCAUGUCUGUAUACCAUUUCAUCUCGUAACAAUUCAUCUCAGCAUAUACCCAUCAACAUAUACCAAUUUCACACCAGAUACCCAAUUCAUACACAAUGGCUCCCAAGGUUCUCGUCGUUCUCACCAGCCAGUCCAAGAUGAACAAUGGACACCCUACCGGCUGGUACCUGCCCGAACUCGCCCACCCCUACUAUGACCUCGUCAACAAGGGCGUCGAGAUCGUUGUCGCCUCUCCCGCCGGCGGUGAAGCUCCCCUCGACCAAGCCUCCGUCGAGAUGUUCAAGGGCGACGAGGAGUCCGUAAAGUUCCUCAACGAGAAGAAGCAACUCUGGGAACAAACCACCCCCCUCAAGGAAUUCCUCGGCAAGGCCUCCGAGUUCGACGCCAUCUUCUACCCCGGCGGCCACGGCCCCAUGUUCGACCUUGUCAACGAUGAGACCUCCAUCAAGCUCAUCGAGGAGUUCUACAAGGCCGGCAAGCCCGUCGCCGCAGUAUGCCACGGCCCCAUUGUUUUCGUCAACGUCAAGGUCGAUGGAAAGCCCCUUCUCGAGGGCCGUGAAGCUACCGGUUUCAGCAACUCUGAAGAGGAGGCUGUCAAGUUGACCAGCGCCAUGCCCGUUCUUCUCGAGGAUGAGAUUAAGCGUGUUGGUGGAAAGUACGUCAAGGCUGACGACUGGGCUGAGAAGCUGGCUGUUGAUGGACAAGUCAUUACUGGACAGAACCCUGCUUCUGCCCACGCUGUUGGAAAGGCCAUUCUCAAGGCCAUUGGCGCUUAAUUAGAUCAUGAUACCACGUUAAUGCAAUGAGACAAUGUCCAAAGUUGACAUACUAUACCUUGUUGUUCCCUCCGGGGGCUCCUAGCGGAGGGCUCUUCCUCGCUGCGCUCGUGUGACUUGAGUGACACCGUGAAU
This is a messenger RNA of Fusarium redolens, 1034 nucleotides long. Its product is annotated as class I glutamine amidotransferase-like protein. The transcript has 2 exons. The record is from RefSeq and is a predicted model, not a curated record. The coding region runs from base 219 to 899 and encodes 226 amino acids. Lineage: Eukaryota; Fungi; Ascomycota; Sordariomycetes; Hypocreales; Nectriaceae. Gene Ontology annotation, molecular function: glyoxalase III activity.